CGGAAGUAAAACUGGGAGAGGGUUUGUUUUGUUUGUGGACAAAGCCAUACCACAUAUUAUAGGGGUUAGUUAUCAGUGUAUUUGCCAUACUAGUUGAAUACUCACCUCUCAGUCGCCUGAAAAUGUCUACAUUGCAGAUGUUGCGCGUGUUCUUAAAUGAACGUUUAACUGCGGCUGCUGUGGAGAUUUUCGGGGCAGUUGAGAAAACGGUAGUCGAGUACCAGGAAGAGAAUGAUCGGCUACGGAGCCUGCUGCGGAUUACACCGGACAUAAACCUAUGUAGAAAAGAGUCCCUUCGGUUAUCUGUUGCUGUCACCGAAGAGGAGGUUCCCCCUGAGCAGCAGCACUGUGAGCAGGAGUGGAGAACCAGUCUGCAGCAGGAGGACCUAGAACCCACACAAAUUAAAGAGGAACAGGAGGAACUCUGGACCUGUCAGGAGGAAGAGCAGCUUCAAGGGCAGGAGGCUGAUAUCAUAGUUUUCAAAUUCCCUCCUCUUUGUGUGAAAAGCAAAUGUGAUCAGGAAAACCCACUUCAGUCCUUUACUCUUCCCCAAACCCAGACGGUGGAGAACAGAGACAGUAACUCUAAACCAGUGGAUCUCCCACAUUUUGACACUGUUACCCACCUAAAGGGUCUCGACAUUCCCUGUGACCCUCCAGAUAAUCAAAACUAUGCCUACAGCCACAGCACAUCUGUAAGCAGUGACCCAGUAGGACUUAGGCUGCUGUCACCAUUGCAUCCCAGCCCACCAUUGGAUUACAACCCAACAAUGAGGGAACACUGUUCCAAACCCAGCACCACGUCUAGAAAAACUCACCGCUGCUGUGACUGUGGUGAAACGUUUGCUCUGAAAGCUGACCUGCAGGGGCAUGUGACUCUCACUAAGAAGAGACCCAGUGAAUGCCGCCUCUGCCAAAAACGCUACAACUCCACCUGUAAAUUGAAGGCCCAUGUCAGACUCUGUCAUGUGGAGAGACCCUGCACCUGCCCCUUUUGUGGAAAGACCUUCAAACUCAAAGGACAUCUGUCCAGACAUAUGAGGAUUCACACAGGAGAGAAACCAUUUAGCUGUGGUGACUGUGGGAAAAGUUUCAUUCAGAAGGGGGACCUAAGGAGGCAUGUACUGACUCACACAGGAGAGAAACCAUUUAGCUGUAGAGGCUGUGGGAAAAGCUUCAAUCGGAAGGGGAACCUGAACUUGCACAUACUGACUCACACAGGAGAGAACGUCCACAAAUAAAGAAACUAAUAAAGAAAACCGAAUGAAAACACAAAGAGGAAUCAAAUUAGGACAAAGGCAUUUUUUUAGAAGAUGGACAACACUGGAUCAUUCAUUCUCUGGGUUUCAGAUAAAUAGAUGUUAAUAGAACGUUUUACAAAAAAGUAAAUUCAUGACAAAAAAGUUUGAUUUGAUCGAACAGUACAGAGUAGUUCAACUCACAGGUCUGCUGUUUAGUCUCUUGAUGUUUUCAUGUCUUUUAUAAACUGGAAUUCCUGCUAGUUUGUUUUGGAAUGUCUCCAGAAUAGUCUGACUGAUGCUAUUGAUACAUAAAAAAAUGGAUACUUCCAGAAAAUGUAUCCUUGCAUUUGUCCAAUAUUAUUUUUGAUACAUCUUGUAUUAAUUCUCUUCAUUUAUGAUAUUGAUUUAAUCGUGUGUGUGUGUGUGUGUGUGUGUGUAUGUAUAUUUUUUUAUUUUUAUAUAUAUAAAACCUCUCGCUUCCCCUCUUCCUCUAUGCUGCAAAAAGACAGUCUGGAAUGACUGACUAAAACACGGGACAGAUCAACUUUUUUUGGAAAUGAUUGGUGUUUGAAUUUGUUGCUAAAAUUCGGGACAUGAUUGUUUGGCUGCACGACGUGGAUACAAAGGACCAACAUGCAAGGCUGUCCCACACAAUCACGGGAGGGGUGCUGCCUCACUCACACCUCCUAUGGGGUUCUCGGAAGAACCUUUGGGAGCCAUUUUCAGUGCCAAGAAACCUAAGGUUCUUCGAAUAACUUUGAGAGUCUUAGAAGAACCCUUGUUGAACCCCUCAUUUUUAGAGUGUUGCAUGAUCUAAAUUUAUACUGUUUUAUGAUGAUAACAUCUAUCUUUUCAUAUUUGUGCAAAUCUUUCGAAAACAGAAAAUGGACACAAUUCAAUGGAUCUGAAUCAACAAAGGUAUGUCAAUUGGUAUUGGAAUGUUAUGCAGAUCCCAUUUACCAUCUUCCUUCCUUACCUUGUCAACAAAUAUACCAUAGGCCUCUACAUUAUGGACAAGGUAUAUGUAUGAAAACCAUUAACAAAACAGCUUUUUUCAUUCACAUUCACCACAAAAACAGGUAUGAAUACUGUCGUGUGCAUGUUUUGUUAAUCAUCUGUAUAAUUACUCUUUUUCACCCUCCCUACACCUCUGAUCAAUAUAACAGGAAACCUGUUUGAGCACCAUGCACUGCAAAAUCAUUCUGGAGAACAUCAACACAUUAACAACAACACGCCAGAGGAUAUACCCAUUGGACUUGGGGUUCUGCUGUGAGUUUACCUCAUAUUUCGAAAAAAAUUUUAUUCUGCUUUGCCACUGAAAUCAUAAUAAACACUGAGAUCAAAAAUA
This is a messenger RNA of Salmo salar (Atlantic salmon), 2589 nucleotides long. RefSeq lists its product as uncharacterized. The record is from RefSeq and is a predicted model, not a curated record. Gene Ontology annotation, biological process: regulation of transcription by RNA polymerase II. NCBI's taxonomy places the organism in Eukaryota, Metazoa, Chordata, Actinopteri, Salmoniformes, Salmonidae. Gene Ontology annotation, molecular function: DNA-binding transcription factor activity, RNA polymerase II-specific; RNA polymerase II cis-regulatory region sequence-specific DNA binding.